AUGGAAAUUAGUUGGGGACCAUUUGAAGGAGGCAGUAGAAUAGUCAGGUCACAACGUAUCCCACCUGGACAUCAGCAAACAUGCCAUGCUAGGAAUCACGAGAUUGAUCAAAUUAUGACGUGUUCGGUGUGGCUGAAGCAAGUGUGGAUCGACAAGAAGCUCUCAUGGGAUCCGAAGAGUUACGGUGGUGUGAGCGUCCUCUAUGUGCCUUAUGAAAUGAUCUGGGUACCAGAUAUUGUGCUGUACAACAAUGCGGAUAGCAACUAUAAUAUUACAAUCUCCACGAAAGCUACACUGCACUAUUCUGGUGAGGUUACAUGGGAACCGCCAGCCAUAUUCAAAAGUAUGUGUCAGAUUGACGUCAGAUGGUACGUUAUUGGAAGACUAAUUAUUUCAAUGAAUUACCAGUAG
Molecule: messenger RNA, 411 nt
Organism: Ostertagia ostertagi
Lineage: Eukaryota; Metazoa; Nematoda; Chromadorea; Rhabditida; Trichostrongylidae
Source: the annotation of a GenBank genome assembly